GAGCUGCAUUGGUGUGUUAACAUUGAGUGUCAUGUUUAACUAAGCCAAAUACAGUGUGCAAAGCCAUGGCAAACUUAGUUUAGACCAAAAAAUUUGUAUCUACAUGAAUACACAAUGAUUUUAGUGAAUAGUUACUGUUUUAUUUUUUGUAAUCUUGUUUGUAAAUGGUAAGAUUGGUUCUGUGUUCAAAAUUCUGUCUUUUAAAAAAAAAAAUCAAAUGGCACACACUUUGACAACUUGUGUCUAGACAAAACUAGUGACUCAGUCUAAUAGAGCUCUUUUGCCUUUUAAUAUCUUCCUUUUUUUUAUUGGAUUUGUGUGUCCUGUUCAAGUAAGCAGAAUACAGUGUUCAAGGUCAUGGCAACCUGAAAUCAGUCCAGCAUUUAUUUAACACUGUUGAGAUUGGUUGGCGAAGACGAGUGAUUGAUUCGAAGCUGAGCAAAGGUCCGUUGUUUCAACUUUUCUGUAUGAAAGCAUCAUCGUAAGACCUGCUAGCAGACACGUGGAUGCUGUCGAGUAAUAAAGAUGAAGCGAAUUCUGCUCCUGCUGCUCUGUUCUCUGUGCUUUGUUCAUGGCCUUGUGAGGGUGCCUCUGAUGAAGAUGUCCCCUCUGAGGAGUCAUUUAAGAGCAACUAACCAGCUGCAGGAAUUUCUGAAAGAUCACCAGCUAGAUGCUUUCUCUCGCCGCUAUGCCCAGUGUUACCCUUCCAACUUAGCAUCUCUCAAACCAGGCAAAGCAGUAGUGAGACUCUACAACUUCAUGGAUGCAGAGUACUAUGGACAGAUCAGUCUGGGAACCCCAGAGCAGAACUUCACUGUGGUCUUUGACACCGGAUCUGCUGAUUUGUGGGUGCCUUCGUCUUACUGUGUCAGUCAAGCGUGUGCUGCACAUCACAAGUUCAAGGCUGUGGAGUCGAGCACCUACGUUCACGAUGGCCGAAUCUUUGGCAUUCAUUAUGACUCUGGCCACCUACUGGGCGUGACUGCUAAAGAUACCCUGAGGGUGGGCUCUAUGGUUCUGCCGGAUCAGGUGUUUGGGGAAUCGGUGUAUGAGCCAGGUAUGUCAUUUGUCAUGAGCAAGUUCGAUGGAGUUUUGGGCCUCAGUUACCCAUCGCUGGCUGAGGAGCAUGGAGAGCCAGUAUUUGACAACAUGAUGAACCAGAAGAAACUGGAAAAGCCCAUGUUCUCCUUCUACCUCAGCAAGAAUAGCAGAAAUACUAAUCUGGGAGGAGAACUGUUGCUGGGAGGUAUGGAUGAAGAGCUCUUCAUUCGUCCCAUUAACUGGCUCCCAAUUACUCUAAAUGGCUACUGGCAGAUCAAAGUAGACGCAGUUAAGGUUCAAGGAAGUGCUACCUUCUGCCAUUCUCGCAGUUGCCAGGCUAUUGUUGACACGGGAACGUCUCUCAUCACUGGGCCGACAGCGUACAUCUUGACCCUUCAGCAGCUCAUUGGAGCUACGCUUACUCCCAUAGGAGAGUUUCAGGUUGACUGCAAAAGGAUCAGCAGUUUGCCGGUGGUGUCUUUUGUACUUAAUGGAGUGGAGUAUUCCCUCACUGCAGAUGACUACAUCCGCAAAGAUAAAUUAAAUAAAGAAGACGUUUGUUUAAGUGGCUUUCAAGUGAUGGAUAUCGCGUCUCCAUUCGGUCCUGUCUGGAUUCUUGGGGACUUUUUCCUCUCACAGGUUUACAGUAUCUUUGACAGGGGUCAGAACCGAGUUGGCUUUGCUCGACUCUCUGACAAGGUCAAAAGUCUCCCUACUCAGUAACAGUGGGAGUCAGGCUCCCUCACUUCCUGGUUCUGAAGAGCAUGACACUGAAACAUUUAAUCAUUAAAAUCUUGCAUUUGAGUGCUAUCUGUUAUUUCACAACUUUAAGAAGCAGAGUGAUUGACAUUUACAACAUUUUGUGAUGAUAGUGACUAAUUAAACUAAUGUCUAAUC
Messenger RNA from Ictalurus punctatus (channel catfish), 1938 nucleotides. RefSeq names its product nothepsin (gene nots). The transcript has 9 exons. Lineage: Eukaryota; Metazoa; Chordata; Actinopteri; Siluriformes; Ictaluridae. The record is from RefSeq and is a predicted model, not a curated record. Gene Ontology annotation, biological process: proteolysis. Gene Ontology annotation, molecular function: aspartic-type endopeptidase activity. The coding region runs from base 526 to 1764 and encodes 412 amino acids.